Glossina fuscipes is the source of this 733-nucleotide messenger RNA. RefSeq names its product 60S ribosomal protein L31 (gene RpL31). The coding region runs from base 240 to 614 and encodes 124 amino acids. Gene Ontology annotation, cellular component: ribosome; cytosolic large ribosomal subunit. Gene Ontology annotation, molecular function: structural constituent of ribosome. The transcript is spliced from 2 exons. Lineage: Eukaryota; Metazoa; Arthropoda; Insecta; Diptera; Glossinidae. The record is from RefSeq and is a predicted model, not a curated record. Gene Ontology annotation, biological process: cytoplasmic translation.
UUCUGCUUAGAAAACUUUAGGAAAUUAUUCUAAAAGCAUCGUAAAGGACGAGGAAAAAUAAGUAAAACUACAAUGUGCUUUUAAUUCCACUGGUUGUGGAAUAUCUCCUAUAAUGAAUAUUUUGUUGUGAAAGUUCGAAAAGAUACUUUACGUCGAGUGAAAACAUGAACGUCAAACAUAUGCUGAACCGUUUUCGAAUUAUUUCAGGAUUGUAGGCGCACUUGGUUCAAUAUACAAAAAUGGCUAAAACCAAAGUUGAAAAACGUAAUAAAUCAGCUAUUAAUGAAGUAGUGACCCGCGAGUGUACCAUACAUUUAGCUAAACGGGUGCAUAACGUCGGCUUUAAGAAGCGUGCACCACGAGCCAUCAAGGAGAUCCGCAAAUUUGCGGAGAAAGAAAUGGGCACCUCCGAUGUACGAAUCGACACUCGUUUAAAUAAACACAUCUGGUCUAAAGGUAUCAGAUCCACACCUUUUCGCGUUCGGGUGCGUUUAGCUCGACGCCGCAAUGACGAUGAAGACUCUCCGAAUAAGUUGUUUACAUUGGUCACGUAUGUCCCUGUGGCCACAUUCAAAAAUCUGCAAACCGAAAAUGUGGAAUCUAACGAUGAUUAAGACAUGUAUUUCAUCCAACGGACGGAAGGCAGUAUCGCUAUAGUGCAGUGCAUGUGUAGUGAUGAGAAUUUUUUUUCAUUAAUAAAUAUAAAAACUAAUAAAACCUGUAGAGGUAGUCA